ACACCUUUUUCAAGCUUCAAGCUUAAUUUAGAAAUUUAUAUUAUAGAGCUUCAAGCUUCAAGCUUGAAAAAGGGUGAUAUUUUCAAGUUUACAGUGAAGGAUGCAACUCAAAAGGGUGAUAUAAACCUUCUCUAUAAACUAAUUGAAGAGGAUUCUUAUAUUUUAGAGUAUAUAGAUUUAAUACCAAUUGCUGACACUCCUCUACAUAUAGCUGCAUUUGUAAAUAAAAUUAUGAGAUUGAAACCUUCAUUUUCUUUUAAACUAAAUCAACAAGGGUUUAGUCCAAUCCACCUAGCCAUUCAAAACAACAGCAAAAUAUUGGUGCUUCGUUUUGUAGAGAUUAAUAAGAAUCUUGUUAGAAUCAAAGGAAGAGAAGGUUUAACUCCUCUUCAUAUUGCAUGUGAAAAUGGAGAAAUUGAACUUUUAGCUAAUUUUUUAUUUGUUUGUCCAAAUUCAAUUGAAGAUGUGAAUGUGAGGGGUGAGUGUGGAUUGCAUAUCGCUGUGAAAAGUAAACAAUAUGAAGCUCUUGAUGUUCUUGUUGGUUGGCUUAAGAGAAAUUGCCAAAAAGGUGCUAGCUAGGGAGAUGGAAAAAUUAAAUAUUGAAUUGUAACGAUGAGAAAGGAAACAAUGUUUCGCAUAUUUCAGCCCUAAACAAUGUUCCAAAGGUAACAUAUUUUAUUUAUUUUUGAAUUUUAUUUUUGAUUAAUAACAACUUUAUGAUUCACCGGACCGUAAGUUUGUAAAACUAGUCGUAUAACAUCUAUUUUGUUCGCUUGUCCUCUUUAUAUAUUUUGUUUUCCCCCCUCAAUUAAAAUUAACACAUGAGAAGAUAUUGGUUGUUUGAAUCUAGUAUCAAUUUGCACAAAUUUAGUUAUAUAUGAAAAGGAAUAAUCUAUACAUAACAAUUUUUAUUAGUAUUUCAUAUCAUUCGAGUCAUAUCUCAAUUUCAAUCGAUAUAACUCUCCGGUGUUUAUUUAUUUUAAAAUACAAAUCUCAUAUUGAA
Cicer arietinum (chickpea) is the source of this 1003-nucleotide messenger RNA. The record is from RefSeq and is a predicted model, not a curated record. Lineage: Eukaryota; Viridiplantae; Streptophyta; Magnoliopsida; Fabales; Fabaceae.